Molecule: messenger RNA, 891 nt
Organism: Vicia villosa (hairy vetch)
Lineage: Eukaryota; Viridiplantae; Streptophyta; Magnoliopsida; Fabales; Fabaceae
Exons: 3
Coding region: 1-891 (296 amino acids)
Biological process (GO): positive regulation of cytoplasmic translation
Cellular component (GO): cytoplasm
Molecular function (GO): single-stranded RNA binding; mRNA binding; zinc ion binding
Source: RefSeq, a predicted model, not a curated record
AUGGCCAUUGGAUACCAAAAGAUUCAUAACUUUCCAGAUUUGGUAGAUAGUUGCAGAAUCUACGAAGAGGAUAAUAAUGCUCAUUAUAAGAUUUUGAGUGAGAAGAGGGAUGGUAAGGGUAAACAGAAAGUUGCUGAGGGUCAGAGGACUAGUGGGGGAGACCCUCCUGCUUGUGUUGUGUGUUUCAAGUAUGGGAAACCUGGUCACAAGAGUAAUGCAUGUACUGCAGAAGUAAAGAGGUGUUUCCUUUAUGGUAAAGCUGGGCAUACAAUCGUUGAUUGUAAGCAUAAAGAAGUGAUCUGUUUCAACUGUGGUGAAGAGGGUCAUAUUAGUAGUCAGUUUCAGAAACCGAAGAAGGCACAAGCUGGUGGGAAAAUGUUCGCUUUGGCAGGGACUCCGACAGCUGCUGAGGAUAGACUAAUCAGAGAUACAUCUAAGGGAUCGGUGAUUACUUCUCUAGUGUGUUUGAAGUGUCCCUUGUCGAUCUUCGACAGAGACUUUGCUGUUGAUUUGGUUUGUUUGCUGCUACAUGGAUUGGAUGUGAUCUUAGGUAUGAACUGGUUGGAAUAUAACUAUGUUCAUAUUAAUUGUUAUAACAAGUCUGUGCGGUUUUCUACUCCCGAUGAGGAAGAGGAAACUGGUUUGUUAUCUGCUAGACAAUUGCGGAAAUUGAUGCAGGAAGAAACUCAAGUAUUUUCGUUGACGACGUCGUUAUCUAUUGAGAAUCAAGCUACAAUUGAUGAGUUAAAGGUGGUACGUGAAUUUCCUAAAGUUUUUCCCGAUGAAAUUCCUGAUGUACCGCCAGAAAGGGAAGUUGAAUUUGCUAUUGAUCUUGUCCCAGGUAUCAGACCUGUUUCCAUGCACCAUACAGGAUGCCAACAAAUGAUUUGA